This is a messenger RNA of Paramacrobiotus metropolitanus, 4217 nucleotides long. Its product is annotated as MAM and LDL-receptor class A domain-containing protein 2-like. The record is from RefSeq and is a predicted model, not a curated record. Bases 1404 to 2387 code for a protein of 327 amino acids. Gene Ontology annotation, cellular component: membrane. The transcript is spliced from 9 exons. NCBI's taxonomy places the organism in Eukaryota, Metazoa, Tardigrada, Eutardigrada, Parachela, Macrobiotidae.
ACAAGUACCUGCAGGUGUACCUGACCACCCUCCUCAACACCGUGGUCAUCUGGAACGUCGACCAGGGCCAGUCAGGGCGCUGGCGGUACGCCGAAGCGCAUUUCGAGGCCGACAUCGGCUUCCACGUGACCUUCGUCGCCGAGCACAGCCGGUGCGGCACCCCCGUGGCCAUUGACUCCGUUUCCGUUGAAGAAGGUCAUGGAUUCGUCUACGUGGAGAACGAGGGCAUCCUGAGCGCGGAGGGCCGCUUCGCCGAACUGCAGACCCCGGCGUUCACCGCCAGCGACGCUAGCCACAACCACACCCGCUCGGCGACACUGUCCUUCUGGUACUACUUCGGCUACGGCACGGCCACCUUCCAGGUGUACAGCAAGAGCGCCGACGAGUGGUGGAGCGACCAGCCGGAGGAGAACAGCGUCUGGAAAGUGACGCACAGCGUCUCCGCCAACUACCAGCGACGCUGGCGCCAGGUCACUGCACCUCUGCUUCCAAGACACCCGCUCCCUGGUGUUCCGCGUCACCCCCAGUAACACCUUCGCGCAUGUCGGACUGGAUGAGGUCAUCACCACGCGCAAUAACGAUAAGCCAGUAUUACAAAAUAAAGCAUAUUAACAGAAGUCGCAGCAGUAAAUAUUGUGGUUAAGACGGUUUUGUAGAAAGGUGGCACCGUAACGCAACGAAACCUCCUUGCAGGAUGCAGAACUCAAUACUGUAAUUGCUGAUUUAGUGAUUCGUUUCAUCUGAGUCAAAAGGAAGUAAGAUCAAAGGAAGUAGAUUUUUUUACUAUCUAAUCCAUAUGUUUGUAGCGUUAGCUUCAAAUUGAGACGAAUUAUAAUUUUGCUCGUUACGACCGAGUAAUAUUCGUCGUAAAAAAUUACAGAGUGUGCAAGCGCAGUUAAAUUAUGCCACCUUCCGGCUACCGAAGAGGUUGGCGGGAAUUUAUUAACGUAAAACUGGAGAAUAAUGAAAGGGAAAAAGUUUAUUCCAUAUACAGAACAUAUUUAUAUUUAUGUAGUUUCGUAAUUUGUAAUCAUCGAUCACGUCAACUGCUGAUAUCCUUAAAUGUAACUCCCCUUCUCUACGAUAUUAUUGUUGUCUGUCAGCAGCAUACAUUAAUUGUAGUAUGCGAUUUUCCAAUAUUCUGCUCCUCCCAUUGCAGCGGGAGGGAUAUGGGACGACUGGGUAAUAUUAAUGCACAGUUCUAAGCACCCAGUGGUGCAUGCUUAAUGUAGCCCUGAUCGUCUGGCAGUACGCAAUUUGGUCUUUAACAUACUGACACGUUGCGUACAGUGGGACCGCACACCCGCGAAAGCCUGCAGUUCGAGAGCGGGACCUGGGGCUGGCACGACGAAGAAUCCAUCGGCCUCAACUGGCGACGCACCCGCGUGGCCGGCAGCUACUUCAUGGCCACCCAAUCCGACAACGUCUGGGAAUUGUCCGGCACUGCCCGUUUAAUCGCCGACACCAUCCACCAGCAGGUGCCCAACCCCACCCGCCUGUCCUUUUACUACGGGAACCACGAGGCCGGCCACGGCACCCCCAAGCUGAAGGUGAAGGUCUUCAAUGAAGAGCACGAGAUCUGGCACGCGCCCCGCAGCAACGCCACCUCGUGGCAGCGGAUGGACGUCGUCAUCUGCCAGGACCCGGGGUACCAGCUGGUCUUCGAGUCCACGGUGGCGGGUGUGCAGGUGGACGAUUUCGAGUUGACCGGGGAGAUCGAACCGGCCCCGCCCGGCUUCAGUCCGCAGUGUCCGUCGCCCAUUUUGACCUGUGAUUUUGAGGAUGGCAUGUGCGGCUGGACCACCGAGGUGGGAAAAAAUCUAUGCUUCCGCCGCGCACAGACCGUGGAGAAAGCUACUGACAGUGGAGUCAUCGGCAGUGCCGCGCAGGGCACGUGGUUCGUGUAUGCCGCGGCCAAUCAGCGACUGAAGAGCGAUGAAGUGGCCCGCUUGGUGGCCAACGGCGCGGUCAAGUUGGAGCGCGACGGAAAAUUCUCCUUCUGGUACCAUGCACGCGGACACGGAGUGGAUUUUGUCAGACUGACCAAGACGAAAUUGGGCAUGAAUGGACUGGAGUUCAAUGUGUUGUGGGAAGAGACUGGAGGAAAUACCGAUCAGUGGAAGCGAGCGGAAGUUGUCUGGUGCGACUCAGCGGAAUUCUAUCUGGAAUUUUCUGCCGGCUUCAUCCUGCCAGACCACGUCGUCGCCUUCGACGCCCUCGAGCUGGAAGACGAAGGUGCCAUCCCGCCCGACACCUUCAUGUGCCCCGGCCAGGCCGCGACGACCAUCAGCUGCGAUUCGAGAGCGACUUGUGGGGCUGGACCAACAACGGUCUGGGCAUCGACUGGCACGUCCAAUCGGCCCCUGACGACGUCGAUAACUACAUGACGGCGCGCUCCCGCGACGCGCCCUUCGACGGCGCCAUCGCCGGCAUCACCAGCCGUCUGAUUUGAAUUGCAUUUCCUGCAGAAGGCACACGGGUGUGACCGCGGCUUCCAGUGUGGCGCCACCUGUGGCUGGCAGCCGCCCAGUUGGCUGGCCUUCAGCUGGUGAGCCAUCAACGGAUCGUACGGUGUCGGUCCGUACGCCGUGUAUAACGACGACAGCGAAGGCUACCUCGUGGCGGACAGCCAGGACGUCACCACCAUCACCGACACCCUCGAGAUGCGCUCCAAAGCAUUCCCACACGUCAACAGCAGCAUGGCCUUCGCCUACCGCGCCUUCGGAUACGGGAUCGAGCAUCUGCGACUGUACGGCGAACAGGCCGGCAACCAGCGGUUCCUGCUGUGGGAAACUGGGGAUGCGUCGCGGGAGUGGCUGUACACGCUGGUGUCCGUCUGCUUCAACGAUCCUGUUGUGUUGGUGUUUAAGGCGUAGAUCUACGUGGCCAUCGACCACGUAAUCUUGAACGAGGAUCCCGACACGAACGCACCGACUUCGCAAUGCCCGGCGCUGGAUCUGUACUCCACCUCCCAAACCAUCACUACCGAUUCCGGGUUGACCACGGGACCGACCACACCGGCACCCAUUAUUAUACCGGAACCGAUCCCCGGCACGAUCAGUUGUGAUUUCGGUGAAGCGCUUACGCGGACAUGUGCGGCUGGCAGAACGCCGAUAGUGCAGCCGCCGUGCACACCGCUCCUUCGCAUCGGACAGACCAACUUCAGCAUAGUGUUCGAAGCGGAACCGGGCAAUUUCUUUGUCGGCGCCACCAUGGGCAACGAAACCGUCCGCUCGGCGCGGUCGGUCAGCGCGAAUCUUGGCCUCGGCCAAUAUCGUGAACGCCUCGUCCAACCACUUCCACAUCGAAUUUUUCUACCGAACAAGCGGCCGUAACGUCGCCGUCUACGUGGCCACCUCCAACCAACUCCCGGCCCCGCCCAUCUGGGCCGCCGGCUCGGGCGCCAUCGACUGGACCCGCGCCGUCAUCGACUUCGACCGCCCCUCCAGCUCCCGCAUCCAGUUAAUCAUCCAAGCCCGCUACAUCCAGCGCGGCGCCUGCAGAUCGCCGUGGACCGCGUCGUCCUGGCCGGCGAGAACGGCAACGUCCUCCCGCCCACCAUCGCCACCACUGUCCAACAGCCCCUGGCCAUCGUCGAGGCGGCCACCUGCUCCUUCGACGUGGGCCUGUGUCCGGGAUGGAUCGGCGUCAACUUCAUCGAGAACUUCAACCGCUCCUACCACGGAGUGGCCGCCCAGGCCGGCAACGGCUAUGUCUCCGCCGAACACCUCGAGGGCUUCUCGGAACUCUUCACCCGACCUUUAUCACUGCUGGAUCGAGAAGAAACAACUGUAGAGGUGACCUUCUGGUACCUGUUGGGUGCCGGAACGCAGUUGGAACUGCAGAUUCACGAACCAGCUCUCGGGAACGGAUUGGUCGGGGUGGCGUGCGAAACGAACAACGCCGAAGAUUUGGUGAACCCCCUGACCUGGCACUUCAUCCGUCAGAAGGUCGGUCUACCCCGCAGCGAGACUACGCUAAUCACCAUGCCGCAACGAGACCAUGCCAUGUUAAUCACCGUAUCGAGGGCUCGUUUGCCGCUACUGAUGAAAUGGCCUCCACGAAAUCUGAGGGCAUGCCAAAUCCCGUGAACCGCUUAUCCCGGAGCCGCAAUCCACCAACGUCACCUGCGAUUUCGAGGACUUUGAGACGUGCGGCUGGCAGUCGACCGAUGGCUGGCGCCCGGUCCCCCCGGCUACGGCAUCACCGACGACAAC